CCCCAACCCCCUCCUUCCUCUCCGCUUCCUCCCCGGCAGAUGCGCGAGCAUCUCGUCUCCCAUCGGCAGGAGCACCGAGGAGCCCCCGGCACCUAGCCUAGCUACGACCCAUCCACCGACCACCACCACCACCACCGAUCGAAUCGGGUGCUGCUCGCCUGCUCUGUUCGUCUCUUCUCCGGCCGCUUUAUAACCCAGCCUCAGCCCUGCCUGCUCCAUCGCCUCGCCACCGCCCCUCCGCGCUCCUGCGCCUCCUCCCUCUCGACCUCGCCGCCGCCGAAUCCCAAGCCCAAGCCGCGGGCUGGUUGCUCCGAUUGGGAGUGCCAAUCGGAGCCCAAAGCAGGGGAAGCACAUGCUGCCGUUCGUCCUAGAGUUCCUCAUUGAUGUCGCCUGUGAUCAGUGAGAUCCUCCUCUCGGGGUUUAUGAUCAACUCCACACUCCGGCGACGCACCCACCUCGUCCAGUCUUUCUCCGUCGUCUUCCUCUACUGGUUCUAUGUCUUCUCAUAAACUACUCGCCCCCGUCACCAAGCCCCUCCUCCCUCCCGUCUUCUUCUUCUUCGUCGCCUCCUCGUCGCCUUCCCUUUGAUUUCUCUCUAGUAGCAUCGAUCGUCCGUCCUCAUCUGUCGUCUCUGUCUUCUUCGUCGUCGUCUUCUUCUCUAUUUCGGUUCAACUACUAGUAGCUUCCUGAAGCUUUAGCUUUGCAUGCACUUCCCUACUUCUGCUGCUACCAAAGAUCUUCAGUAGUAGUGUAAGAAGGAAAUCGAGGCCAGCAAGAAGAAGAGCUCCGAUUCCUCUGCUAGUUCUGCUGGUGUGGUGUUGUGUAAUAAGGAAGAAGAAGAAGAAAUCAAGAAGCAGGGACCUGCGACAAUGGCUUCCUCGAGCGGGAGCGGCAGCUCGGGCUCGCUCUCCGCGGCGACCGCGGCGCUCGCCGCCGCCGCGGGCACGGGGGAGGAGCUACGGGCGCUCAUGGAGCAGCGCCGCGCCAAGCGGAUGCUCUCCAACCGCGAGUCCGCGCGCCGGUCGCGGAUGCGCAAGCAGCGCCACCUCGACGACCUCACCGCGCAGGCUGCGCACCUGCGCCGCGAGAACGCGCACGUCGCCACCGCGCUCGGCCUCACCGCGCAGGGACUCCUCGCCGUCGACGCCGAGAACGCCGUACUCCGCACCCAGGCCGCCGAGCUCGCCGCGCGCCUCGCCUCCCUCAACGACAUCAUCGCCUGCAUGAACACCAACGCCGCCGCCGCCGCCGGGGCCGUCGCCGUCUCACUCACCGCCGCCGCAGCCGCCGCUGCUUCCGCUUCCUCCGACGCCUACCUCGCCUUCGACGGCGCCGCCGCCAUCGACGACCUCCUCAGAUCCUGCCCGGAGAUGUUCCCGCUCUGCUAGCCCAACACUGGACUCACCAUGGCAGCACAAAGCAUCAACGAGGCGAAAACAAUCAUCCCUUUUUGCUUUUGGUGUUUCACCAGGUUAGUAGUUUGCUAGUGAGAUGGAACUGAAAUCAGAUCAGAGGUGGUGAGCCAUGGAAUUCACUGUCACCGUACUGUGUUGGGGGUAAGCAACUGAGCACUGCACCUAAUUAACUAAGCUAGCUGCUGAGAUUAAGGUUAAUGAACCACUACUAAUUACCAUAUGUAACUCUGAGGUCUGCUCUGGUCACUCUUCUCAUGUACUGUGCCACUCCACUAUGUAAGAAUCAGAGCAGUAACCCUACUAGUAUUUCUCCUUCAAACAAAGGAAGUGCAAUAUAUAUUUUUACAGUUUACUCUA
Setaria italica (foxtail millet) is the source of this 1772-nucleotide messenger RNA. RefSeq names its product bZIP transcription factor 11-like. Bases 870 to 1388 code for a protein of 172 amino acids. Gene Ontology annotation, molecular function: transcription cis-regulatory region binding; DNA-binding transcription factor activity. Gene Ontology annotation, cellular component: nucleus. The transcript has a single exon. The record is from RefSeq and is a predicted model, not a curated record. Gene Ontology annotation, biological process: positive regulation of DNA-templated transcription. Lineage: Eukaryota; Viridiplantae; Streptophyta; Magnoliopsida; Poales; Poaceae.